UUCACUCCUCUCUACUUUUCUCUUCCUUUUUUUCUUGGUUAAAGAUUUAUUUACAAUGGCUAGAUUCAAGAUAAACCAUCACUUCUUGUUUUCUUCUUCUAUUCUAAUCUUUUUGGUUGUACUUCCAACUUUAGUUACAGCAGAAUGUACAUGUGACGAAGAAGACGAGGAUCGUGAUAGAGGAAAAGCUAUGAGGUACAAAAUAGCAGCUUUGGUAUCAAUUUUAAUUGCGAGUGCAGUUGGGGUGUGUAUUCCUCUUCUGGGCAAAGUCAUACCAGCGUUGAGUCCGGAGAAGAAUGUUUUCUUCCUAGUAAAAGCUUUUGCUGCCGGUGUGAUUCUAGCCACUGGAUUCAUCCACGUAUUACCGGAUGCUUUUGAGAAUCUGACCUCACCUUGCUUGAAAGAGCAUCCAUGGGGAGAUUUUCCCUUUACUGGGUUCGUGGCAAUGUGUACUGCCAUGGGAACUCUCAUGGUGGAUACUUAUGCCACUGCUUAUUUUCAGAAAUACCAUUCCAAAGAAGUACAGAAUGAGAGUGGAGAUGUGGAGAAAGAGACAGGUCACGAAGGACAUGUGCAUCUUCACACGCAUGCAACGCAUGGCCAUGCUCAUGGCUCUGUUCACUCCCACGAUCACUCUUCCCAGCUUCUACGCCAUCGAGUCAUAUCCCAGGUGUUGGAGUUGGGAAUUAUUGUUCACUCUGUUAUCAUUGGAAUUUCAUUGGGAGCUUCAGAGAAUCCUAACACCAUAAGACCAUUAGUAGCUGCGUUGACUUUUCAUCAAUUCUUUGAAGGCAUGGGACUUGGAAGCUGUAUAUCUCAGGCAAACUUCAAGAGAGUAUCUGUUACAGUGAUGGGAUUGUUCUUUGCAUUGACUACUCCAGUAGGAAUUGGAAUUGGCAUAGGAAUUUCAAGUGUUUAUGAUGAGAACAGUCCAACUGCUCUUAUUGUGGAAGGAGUUUUUAAUGCAGCUUCAGCAGGGAUCUUAAUUUACAUGGCUCUUGUUGAUCUUCUUGCCAAUGAUUUCAUGAGUCCAAGAAUGCAACAAAGUAGCAGACUCUGUUUUGGAGCUAAUGUUUCUCUUUUGCUUGGAGCUGGUUUGAUGUCUCUCAUAGCUAAAUGGGCUUAAGAAAUACUUAAGAUAGAACUAAGUGUUUUCAAGUAAUCUCAUUUUCUAGUCAAGAGAGAUAGAUGAAUAGACAUUCCUCGUUACAAUCAUGGGGGCGUUCGUAGUAUCCGAGGAGAUUAAAGACCAAAAAAAUGAGUUAUUUAAAAGUCAAGUGUUUUAUUCUUGUAGUUUUUUUCAUUAGGGAAAGAUUAGGAAAAUCUUAAAGAUUGUAAUUUUCUCCCAACCCGAAUAAAAGCAUGAAAAAACGUAUUAGAUGUUCUGUACAAAA
Vigna angularis (adzuki bean) is the source of this 1394-nucleotide messenger RNA. Its product is annotated as zinc transporter 8. NCBI's taxonomy places the organism in Eukaryota, Viridiplantae, Streptophyta, Magnoliopsida, Fabales, Fabaceae. Gene Ontology annotation, biological process: zinc ion transmembrane transport. The record is from RefSeq and is a predicted model, not a curated record. The coding region runs from base 56 to 1126 and encodes 356 amino acids. Gene Ontology annotation, cellular component: plasma membrane. Gene Ontology annotation, molecular function: zinc ion transmembrane transporter activity. The transcript is spliced from 3 exons.